AUAAAUCCACACGCAUGUUGAGUUUUCUGAAACCAGGAAAAAUGAGUGAAACAAUAGAGGAAGAAGACAUGUUGAGUUCACUUCCAGACGCCAUUCUUAUUGAAAUUCUCUCUCUCCUCCCAAUCAAUUCCGCCGCCGUCACCUCCGUGCUAUCCCACCGUUGGCGCUACCUCUGGACAGGCGUCAACCGCCUCCAAUUUGAAGCUGAAGCUUCCCAUUUCACCGACAUAGCCGACCAUAUCUUAGGUCAGCUUACCUCUCAUAAACUCCGUGAUUUUGAACUUUUUUUGUCAUCGCCGUCCGAGUUACCUGAGGAUGAUGCACUAGAAUCAAGCUUCCGUCACGUUUGUCGCCGAAAUGUGGAGAAGAUUUUUAUUCAUGUACAAUGUUCGUUUUAUGAAGAAUUCUUUUUUGUGCCUGCUUGUUUGUUUACUUCUCAAUCUCUCGUGAUUUUGGAGUUGGUUGGUAAGCUUAAGUUUGAUUUGCUUGCUGAUGAUGAAAUUGGAACUAUCCAAAUUCCUAAUUUGAAGAAACUUAGUUUGGAUUACCUUCUUGAUGUCCCGCUUUGGUUGGGGAAUCUAGUUAGGUCUUGCCCGCUGUUGGAAAAUUUGAAUUUGGUGUUCAAGUUGGAUUGGGCGGAAUCUGAAAUUGCGGAUUCUGUGGAUAUAUGUGCUCUUAAUUUGAGGUUAUUGAAGAUAGAUUUGGAAUUUGUGGGUCGGACACAGCGCAUCAAUAUAUCUAUUGAUGCACCUAAAUUGGAGCAUCUUAAUUUACGUGAUUGCACUUCGUAUUAUGAUUUCGUUCGGAAUCCAACUGCAUUAGUCAGGGCGUGUAUUGAUUUGAUUAAGGAGGAACGCUACCUAGAGGAUGAAGAUGAUAUGGAUUGGUUUCCUAGUAAUCAUUAUCUUCAUCACAUGUCCAAGUUUGUUGGAGGGAUGUCUAGUAUUAGCAGCCUUGAUUUAAAGCUAGAGAGAGAUUCCAAUAUAUUCACUUACCUUAGUUCUGUGGAUGAUGGGUUUUUACCAGUCUUUCGUAAUCUAAGCAAUUUUGAAAUGACCUUGGAUGGUAUCGGGCUUAAUGGUUGGAAAGAUUUGAUACUUUCACUGCGAUGCUUUCCUUACUUAAAGCAUCUUGAGGUGAACAUGGAAGGUGAUCCCCCAAUGGAGCUUAAUCAUUGGUGUGAACCAGGUUCUGUACCAGAAUGUUUGGUAAGUAAGAUGAAGACCUUACAAAUAAGGGGACUUAUAGGAAUCGAUGAUGACCUCAAAUUACUAGCUUAUAUUCUGAGUAAUGGAGUUGUUUUGGAUGAGCUUUGCGUAGAUGUUUGUAUCAGAAAUGAUUGUAAAGAAGCUCUACAUUGGAAGGAACGCAAGUUUUGUAUGUCCUUGUUCAAGCUUCCAAGGAGCUCGUCAACUUGUGAAGUUGUGUUUUCAGGUAGGUCUGCCACAACAUCAAGUAGUGCCUUCAAAAAUGAAUACCUUACAUGUCAAAUGUACCUGACUGAUUGACAUUGUAUUUGCAACUUCUUGUUCUCCAAAAGACAACUUUCGUGCACAUGGGUGGCAGGUGGCGGUGGGGAUUUUUGCAACAUGAAAGCUGUGUUUGCUGAUGAUGAGAGGUCGAGAAGCCUCUAAUUUCCCUUCUGUUCGGAGCUUCAGACUGCUAAAGGUAGGCAGUUGCUCUCUGUGGUCAAACAGUCAAAUGCAGAUUUUUGUACUCACCAAGUCACCUGAGUAUUGGGAAGUGAAAGGUGCCUUCUCUUUGUGUUUUUUUUGUGCGUGUUCAAUACAAAGUAGAAAAGCUAGUCAUUAAAAGAACUGUGAAUCAUAUAUGGCCAUAAUCUAUUGUCUACUUGUGGAAAUUAAUUUGCAGGUGAUGUUAGGUAUAUAUAGCACAUCUUUCAGAAAAAAAAUGUUAAAGUUAUUCUGAUGUCGCCAGUUGUUAUCACAUUACUCAUUACUCAUUAGGACUAACCAGAGUCUCGUUUCUCUGCGCUAUUCUGAGACUAUGAAGUGUGGAUGAAUUACCACAAAUAUGAUGUGAACCAUUACUACUGUCUAAUAUUCAAUUAUAAAGAAGAUAAUUAUUUGC
Messenger RNA from Spinacia oleracea (spinach), 2091 nucleotides. Its product is annotated as F-box/FBD/LRR-repeat protein At1g16930. NCBI's taxonomy places the organism in Eukaryota, Viridiplantae, Streptophyta, Magnoliopsida, Caryophyllales, Amaranthaceae. The record is from RefSeq and is a predicted model, not a curated record. The transcript is spliced from 2 exons. The coding region runs from base 15 to 1508 and encodes 497 amino acids. Gene Ontology annotation, molecular function: protein binding.